Molecule: messenger RNA, 594 nt
Organism: Corapipo altera (White-ruffed manakin)
Lineage: Eukaryota; Metazoa; Chordata; Aves; Passeriformes; Pipridae
Product: ankyrin repeat and SOCS box protein 13-like
Exons: 2
Biological process (GO): positive regulation of protein catabolic process; protein ubiquitination
Molecular function (GO): protein binding
Source: RefSeq, a predicted model, not a curated record
GGACCUCCCCAACCCGUACCAGGACCUCCCCAAUCUUUACCAGGACCUCCCCAACCCUCCCAUCCAUCAGCUCCUUCCCGCUCUGCAGGGCACCCACAUUUCCUCUCCGCCUCCAGGUUCGUUCCUUCCCUCAUCCACACAUCCCUUCCCUCUCCAGGCUUCUGGGCCGACCGGACCCCGGUGCACGAGGCCGCUCGGCGCGGGGAGAUCCUGCAGCUGCAGCAGCUCAUCGAGAGCGGGGCCUGCGUCAACGCCGUCACCUACGACUCCAUCACCCCCCUGCACGAGGCCAGCCUGAGGGGACAGACCCAGUGUGUCAAACUGCUGCUGGAUGCAGGGGCACAGGUGGAUGCCAGGAACAUCGACGGCAGCACCCCCCUGUGCGACGCCUGUGCCUCGGGGAGCAUCGAGUGCGUCAAGGUGCUGCUGUCCCACGGUGCCAAGGUGAACCCUCCCCUCUACACGGCCUCCCCUCUCCAUGAAGCCUGCAUGAAUGGUAAAUCCAUGGAGAUUCCUCUCUCCAGGCUUAUUUGGGGCUUGGAGGAGCAAAAGGAAGCAGCACCCAGGACCUUCAUUUGACCGCGAGUUGUUGUU